GGUACAUUUGGUUCCACCGACAGGUUUCUCUCCGCGGAUUCAAAACUCUCUUCAAUGAGUGUCGUCUGAAUGGUUGGUUGGUUGGUUGGUUGGUUGGUUGGUUGGUUGGUUGGUUGGUUGGUUGGUUGCUGCUGCUGCUGCUGCUGCUUCCAUAUCCGCGCUUGAUAAGGUUUUCGGCGGCUGCUUGCGCAGCUAUUACAGGCAAACUCCUCCUGACGCCCAUCCGUUGCAGGAAAUAAACAAAGCAAGCGCACGCCAGAGAGUCCGGUGGGGUUAUAAUCAGCUCGCAGACGCGUUGCGAGGCGGGUCAGGAGACACGCGUGUGAAGGCAGGCUCCUUGGAGUUACCGUAUACUGUCGCCUGCCGACGACGAUUGGAGGGAGCUGCGCCGCUUGACCUCGGGGAGGAGGAGCGGCGGCGGCGGCGGCCAGGCAGCAGGCGCCCUCCCUCGCCUUUCCGCCGCCCUUCCUGCGACCAAGCAAGAACCCGAGCCCGGCUCUUCCCCGGGGAAAGGGACCCCCGCCGCCAUGCUGAGGGCUCUGCGGAGGCGCUGGCAGGCCUACAAGUACCGCUUCGUGCCCUGGAUCGCGCUCAACCUCGGCCACAAGCGCAGAACUCUGCGGUUUGUACCAGAAGGCUCUAAAGACAAAAUGGUUUCUGAUGAAGAUGUACUUCAAACACUCCUGAAAACUUUCACAGCUUUAUUUGUAAACGACUUGAGGAGACAAACAUUUCUUCUUAGCUUUCUUCCAAAAGUUAAAUCCAAAUACCUGGACCUGCAGAAAGCUCAGCCUGAGACAAACCAAACAAUUGAUGACAGCCGUCAGAAUCAAAUCAUCUUCAAUCCAGAAGACGUUCUCCUUCACACUUUAGGAUUCAGCAUUACUCGAAGGCACAGCUCACUUAUUUCUGCUGGAACAGGAGUCUUUGUAACGAAAGGUUUUGUUCCCAAAGGAGCAGUUGUAUCUAUGUAUCCUGGGACAGUCUAUGAAAAGUAUGAGCCCAUAUUUUUCCAGUCCAUUGGCAAUCCGUUUAUAUUUAGAUGCAUAGAUGGGGUGCUUAUUGAUGGGAAUGACAAGGGAAUAUCAAAAGUUAUAUACAGGUCAUGCAGCAAGAGAGAUCAGAUUGGUCCUUUGAAAAUGAGUGAUGUCUUUUGGCUUACAACUGGUCUGCAGAAUCCACUGGCAGUGGGGCAAUAUGUUAACAAUUGCUCACCUGAUAAAGCAGCCAAUGUAUGCUAUCAGGAAUUUGACGUACCUGAAAAUUUUCCUAUAGAAUUUAAACAGUAUCUUCCAAACAUAAACUACUGUCAUGAGAUACGGAGGCCCCUGAGAUGUGUCGUUCUGAUUGCUCUCCAAGACAUUGGACCAGGAGAAGAGCUUUUCUCAAACUAUUACACAAUUAUCAACUGAGCCUGAGGAGCCACAGAUUGACCAGUUUUGGACUCCUGAGACAUCCGUUUGGUGGAAUUGCACUCCCUGCAACUCUUGAUCCGCCCAGACAUGGGAAGACGUUCCUGCAUAAGUACUAGUUGACAUGAACAAGUUAUGCAGUUGAGCAGGGCCUGCACUAGAGAAUUUCCAAGUGGAUUGGCACCCAUACUUUGUACUUUCCACGCUUGGGAUUCCCAAAAACUUUUAUACAGAUGCAUACUGCCUCUAAUGGAACAUAGACAUUGAUGGCCUUCUCCUCCAUGAACUUGUAUGAUUUUUUUAAAGCCAGUCAUGUUGGGAGCCAUUGCUGCAUUUUACAAAAACUAAUUUCAUAGUGUAACUAGGUGCUGUGCACUUUAUUCUAUCCAUCCUGAAUCUUCCAACAUUCAGAUUCAUCGGAUGGCCCCAAAUUUUAGAAUUAGUGGAAGAGAAACCCCUCUAUGCAAUCAGAAUGUAGUCUUGUUCUUGUCUGAAAAUAUAAAUCUGGUUCUUUAUGGAUUAGAAUCUGAACAUCUGAAAACUCCUUUUAAAAUAACCCUGUGUGUUCAAAUAUACUAAAGUGACAAAUGUUGCAGAGGCAUGAAAACUGUCACAAAAGAAAAAGGGUUUCCAGACAUUUAUUUCUGGAACUGUACACCAGGUAUUAAAGUACAACAAAUACAAAAUAAUGUUCAAAAAAAUCAGUGUUUAUGUACAAAUAUUAAAACCAAUGCAACAAUAGCAACUUCCUCUUGGGCAUCCAAUACUAAAACUGGUUGCGAUUGUCACUAAAUUUAUUUUGCUAUGCACAGGGGAUUCCAAACUGAAUCUAGGAAUGACUGGAAUUACUGGUUGCUUCAGGAAGGACUGCAGACCUUAACUGUUAGCAAAAAAAAACUACUGAGAAGUUUUCCCGCUCACAUGGAAAAAUCAUAACCAUGAUACUAUGUAAAUUCAGUUUCUCAUUUAUAGACAAUGUGCUUUUAACACUGGGCAAACAGUCUUCUAUUGGUCAGUUUAUCCACUAGUUUACAUUCAAACUUGAAAUACCCACUAAAGACUUUGGUUAAAAUUAAACUGUAUUUCUAAUACACUAUUGGAUCUGAAAUUAA
Molecule: messenger RNA, 2524 nt
Organism: Podarcis muralis (Common wall lizard)
Lineage: Eukaryota; Metazoa; Chordata; Lepidosauria; Squamata; Lacertidae
Gene: SETD9
Product: SET domain containing 9
Molecular function (GO): protein binding
Source: RefSeq, a predicted model, not a curated record